Molecule: messenger RNA, 3732 nt
Organism: Nyctereutes procyonoides (raccoon dog)
Lineage: Eukaryota; Metazoa; Chordata; Mammalia; Carnivora; Canidae
Gene: PAXIP1
Product: PAX interacting protein 1
Exons: 20
Coding region: 96-3275 (1059 amino acids)
Biological process (GO): positive regulation of transcription initiation by RNA polymerase II
Cellular component (GO): nucleus
Source: RefSeq, a predicted model, not a curated record
CCGACUCGCAGGACCGGGGCCCGGCCGCGCCGUUGGGGAGCGGGCCCCGCGGGGCGGGGCGGGAGCCGCCGCGGAGCCUUCCGGCCACCGCGACCAUGUCGGACCCGGCGCCCAAAGUUCCCGAGGAGAUGUUCCGAGAGGUCAAGUACUACGCGGUGGGCGACAUCGACCCGCAGGUUAUCCAGCUUCUCAAAGCUGGGAAAGCUAAGGAAGUGUCCUACAAUGCGCUAGCCUCACACAUAAUCUCAGAAGACGGGGAUAACCCUGAGGUUGGAGAAGCUCGUGAAGUCUUUGAUUUACCUGUAGUUAAGCCAUCUUGGGUGAUCUUGUCCGUUCAGUGUGGAGCUCUGCUGCCAGUAAAUGGUUUUUCUCCAGAGUCAUGUCAGAUUUUUUUUGGAAUCACUGCCUGUCUCUCCCAGGUGUCGUCCACAGACAGGAGCGCCCUGUGGGCUUUGCUCACUUUCUACGGGGGCGACUGCCAGCUGCAUCUCAACAAGAAAUGCACACAUCUGGUUGUUCCAGAACCAAAGGGGGAGAAAUACGAAUGCGCGUUAAAGAGAGCAAGUAUCAAAAUUGUUACCCCUGACUGGGUCCUGGAUUGCAUAUCUGAGAAAACCAAAAAGGAUGAAGCAUUUUAUCAUCCUCGACUGAUUAUUUAUGAAGAGGAAGAGGAGGAAGAAGAAGAGGAGGAGGAGGUAGAGAAUGAGGAACAGGAUUCCCAAAAUGAGGGUAGUACAGAUGGAAAAUCCAGCCCUGCCAGUUCUCAAGAAGGCUCUCCUUCAGGGGACCAGCAGUUUUCACCCAAAUCAAACACUGAAAAAUCUAAAGGGGAGUUGAUGUUUGAUGAUUCUUCAGAUUCAUCACCUGAGAAACAAGAGAGGAACUUAAACUGGACCCCUGCCGAAGUCCCACAGUUGGCCUCAGCAAAACGCAGACUGCCCCCGGGAAAGGAGCCUGGGUUAAUUAACUUAUGUGCCAACGUGCCGCCAGUCCCAGGCAACAUCUUACCUCCCGAGGUCCGGGGUAACCUCAUGGCUUCGGGACAAAACCUCCAAAGUUCUGAAAGAUCAGAAAUGAUCGCUGCUUGGAGUCCUGCUGUGCGGACGUUGAGAAACAUUACUAAUAAUGCUGAUAUUCAGCAGAUUAGCCGACCGUCAAAUGUAGCACAUAUCUUACAGUCCCUUUCUGCACCUACAAAAAACUUAGAGCAGCAGGUGAAUCACAGCCAGCAGGGCCACGCGAAUGCCAACGCAGUGCUGUUCAGCCAGGUGAAGGUGGCUCCGGAGCCACACCUGCCACAGCAGCCACCACAGCCACCACCGCCCCCACCGCCACCGCAUCCAGUGCUGCACCUUCCCACCCAGCAGCUCCUGCAGCUCCAACCGCAGCCACAGAUCUCCCAGCAGCCUUACCCUCAGCAGCAGCCACACCCCUUCCCCCCACAGCCGCUGCCCUUCCCCCAACAGCCCCUGCACCGGCCCCAGCAGCCCCUGCAGCCCCUGCAACCACAGCAGCAGCAUGCCCUGCAGCAGCAGCUGCACCAGCUCCAGCAGCACCAGCUCCAGCAGCAGCAGCUGGCACAGCUCCAGCAGCACAGCCUACUGCAGCAACAACAGCUUCAGCGUCUGCAGCAGCAGCAGCAGCAGCACGUGCAGAGCCAGACACCCCAGCCCCUGCCACACCAGGCACAGCCCCCACAGCCCCAGCACCAGCCUCUGCAGCAGCCCCUUCAGCAGCCUCCGCAGCAGCACCAGCCCCAGCAACCCCUACAGCCCCCACAGCAACCACAGCUCCAGCUCUUCGGACACGACCCAGCAGUAGAAAUUCCAGAAGAAGGCUUCUUACUGGGAUGUGUGUUUGCGAUUGCGGAUUAUCCAGAGCAGAUGUCUGAUAAGCAGCUGCUGGCCACCUGGAAAAGGAUAAUCCAGAUGCAUGGCGGCGCUGUGGACCCUACAUUCUCAAGCCGGUGUACACACCUUCUGUGUGAGAGUCAGGUCAGCAGUAUGUAUGCACAGGCGAUCAGGGAGAGGAAGAGAUGUGUCACUGCGCACUGGCUGAACACGGUCUUGAAGAAGAAGAAACUGGUGCCGCCUCACCGUGCCCUGCAUUUCCCGGUGGCAUUCCCCCCCGGAGGAAAGCCAUGCUCCCAGCACAUUAUUUCUGUGACUGGAUUUGUCGACAGUGACAGAGACGACCUGAAGCUAAUGGCUUGCCUGGCGGGCGCCAAGUACACAGGCUACCUGUGCCGCAGCAACACGGUGCUCAUCUGCAAAGAACCAAUUGGUUUAAAGUAUGAAAAAGCCAAGGAGUGGAGGAUACCCUGUGUGAAUGCCCAGUGGCUUGGCGACAUACUCCUGGGGAACUUCGAGGCGCUGAGGCAGGUGCACUACGGCCGCUACACGGCGUUCAAUCUGCAGGAGCCAUUUGCCCCGACGCAGCAUCUGGUUUUAAAUCUUCUGGAUGCUUGGAGAGUCCCACUGAAGGUGUCGGCAGAGUUACUGAUGAGUAUGAGACUACCUCCCAAACUGAAACAGAAUGAAGUGACCAACAUCCAGCCUUCUUCCAAAAGAGCCAGAAUCGAAGAUCUGCCACCUCCCACUAAAAAGUUAACACCAGAAUUGACUCCUUUUGUGCUUUUCACGGGGUUUGAGCCUGUCCAAGUCCAACAAUAUAUUAAGAAGCUCUACAUUCUCGGGGGCGAGGUUGCUGAGUCCGCGCAGAAAUGCACACACCUCAUCGCCAGCAAAGUGACGCGCACCGUGAAGUUCCUGACGGCCAUCUCUGUGGUGAAGCACAUCGUGACCCCAGAGUGGCUGGAGGAGUGUUUCAAGUGUCAGAAGUUUAUUGAUGAGCAGAACUACCUCCUCCGAGAUGCCGAAGCUGAAGUGCUGUUCUCUUUCAGUCUGGAAGAGUCCCUGAAAAGGGCGCACACCUCCCCCCUCUUCAAGGCGAAAUAUUUUUACAUCACACCUGGAAUCUGCCCAAGUCUUUCGACCAUGAAGGCGAUCGUGGAAUGUGCAGGAGGACGAGUGUUGUCUAAACAACCAUCUUUCCGGAAACUCGUGGAGCACAAGCAAAAUAAGAGUUUGUCAGAAAUAAUUUUAAUAUCCUGUGAAAAUGACCUUCAUUUAUGUCGAGAAUAUUUUGCCAGAGGAAUAGAUGUUCACAAUGCAGAGUUCAUUCUCACUGGAGUGCUCACACAAACACUGGACUAUGAAUCAUAUCCUUUUCGAAAGCCGCACACCACUGAUAGCAAAGCCGUAUGUGUUCUGUGAUAGAAGGCCUGUUGAGUUUUUGCAGAGACUGUACUUAUAGGAGCAUUUUCUUUAUAGUUUGUACUCUUCCAGAGUUUUUAAAAAUACUAAAUGUCUAUCCUGUACUACUUUGAGAAAGAACAACUGCUUUGGGGUGAUUUAUGGGUGUCCUCUCAGGGACCUUUUUUCUCUCCAUCUAGAAACAGAAAGGAGCCUGAUUUAAUUUUGUUCCAGGAGGAUGGGUCAGAACUGCAGGGGUUGGCAGGUGCUCUGGAGGAUCCAGGGAGGGAGGACUUGUCUGUGGUGGGGGCUCCAGGGCCAGCAGCCUGCGCUUUGUACCUCGUAGUUGAAAGGAGAAUCAGCCACGACAGGGCCUCAGCUUUGCAGAGCAGAAUCGCUUCCGAGCAUGUGUGCCAGGUCCCACCACCGCAGAGGGUCUGCUGCGCUCAGGCUGCGGGAGUUCAGUGCAGGGGCAUCC